AUGCUAGCCCGAGCAUCGUCCUUGCUCGGUCGCAGUGGCGGUGCUCGGCCAUCAAUCGCGCGAGUGCCGCGAUGCCGGCCCCUCGAGCCAUCGCUUCAAACGGUCCGCCAUGCAUCCUCGAAACGCGGUGGCUCUUCAAGCCGAUACAUGCAAAGGCAGAAGAACGAUGUCUUCGUCAAGCAGCGUGCUCGACCAUCGAAGCCUGGAAAGCAAGACUAUGACGAGCAAGACGAUAUUGCAGCAUCUGCGAGCGGCUACGUCGCCCGGUCUGCAUUCAAGCUGUUGCAGCUGGACGAUCGAUACAAGUUCUUGCGGCCCGGGCGUGUGAUUGUAGACCUGGGAGCUGCACCCGGCGGGUGGAGUCAGGCCAUCGUCGAGCGCACUCGUAGGAAGCCCAACGCUGGGAUGCCAGUCUUUGCGUUCGAUCUGCUGCCAGUGGUCGAUAUCGACGGAGUCAAUUCCAUUCGGGGCGACUUCCUCGAUGUGGCAAUGCAGGACAAGCUGAGGAAGAUGGUGCAAGAUGCCACGCUCAGCAGCCAGAGCCAGAAUGUCGCCUCGACGGAGACGGAAGGAUAUGUUGAUGUCGUAGUGAGCGAUAUGAUGGCCAACACGACUGGCAAUCCCAUUGUCGACACCGAGGCAUCUCUGGAGCUCUGCAGGGCGGCAACGAGCUUCGCCAUGCGUACGCUCAAGCGGGAUCAUCGCGUGCCGCAGGCUGGAGAGCGAAAGUCACCGACAUGGAUGGCGUCCAAGUCAUCGGUGCUGGUGAUGAAGUACUUUAUGUCUCACGAAGCCGACCUCUUCCGCAAAGAGGUGCUCGAAACGCAGUUCCACUUUGUCAAGGCGGAAAAGAUGGAAGCCAGCCGCAAAGAGUCGAGAGAGCAGUUUUGGAUCUGCAUCGGCUUCAAAGGUGCUCACAUCAGCAAUCCAUGA
Molecule: messenger RNA, 933 nt
Organism: Kalmanozyma brasiliensis GHG001
Lineage: Eukaryota; Fungi; Basidiomycota; Ustilaginomycetes; Ustilaginales
Product: Ribosomal RNA methyltransferase FtsJ domain protein
Exons: 3
Coding region: 1-933 (310 amino acids)
Biological process (GO): RNA methylation
Cellular component (GO): mitochondrion
Molecular function (GO): rRNA (uridine-2'-O-ribose)-methyltransferase activity
Source: RefSeq, a predicted model, not a curated record